AUGAUACUUCGGCUUACUUUUUUACUCUUGAUUGUUACUGUCGUUUCUUUGGACACUUUAGAUCAGGGUGAUUUAUUCGAAAAAUUAGUCCCUGGAUUCAAAGGUAAGGAGAAGAGGAUUUGACAAAAAAAUGUUCUCGAUUUUUCUGAAAUUUGGCAUGAACUUCAAUUAUGAUUUUUGAAAGAAUAUUUGGGAUUUUUAACUUGCAAUUUGGAGAAAAUCGAGAAUAUUUUUUGCAAUUUUCGCUUUAAAAUUUUCAUGAGCUGCUUUAAGGUGUGUUUAAUGCUAAAUAAUACAAAGAACGAAAUUAAUUUUCCACGAAAAAAUCCGAGGAGUCAUUGAUGAAAAUACAUUUUUUUUUGUCUAGCUGGCGCUCCUCAUUUUACGUGGUCUCUCGGAAAAAAAAAUGUGAAAUCUUUGUCUUGGCUGCCCAUGAAAAGUGACAGCUGAAUUUUUCAGAAAUUUAUAGAUGGCCUAUUUACAAAAAGUAGGCAAAAUUUUGAGGGAAAUCUCAAGUCACGUUGAGGGUACCUUACCUUAUAUGUAUGAAAAAUGAAAUUGAAAAAUAUUGAAAAUCCCAAAAAAUUAAGUUUUAAUUUUUUGGAUAUAAAACAGGAUUUAUAAGCGAAACGUAUUUUACGAAACUUUCAGCCAAAUUUAUCACCCGCCAGAACAAACUUCUCGAGAAUUUCACUCCUCAACAAAGAAACAAGCUUAUGAUCAUUGCCCGAUCAAAUAAGACGGAUGUUGCCAAAGUUCAGGAAGCCAUGGAAGAUCCUCAAGUUCUAAAUACUCUUUUACAAAGUGCCAGGGACAUUCUGAGAGAGAACAAGGUGUCGGAAGGGCUUGUUGAGCUGAUGACUGAGGUAGGUUGAGGUUAAUGUCAAGUGCAAUGUAAAUGCUGGUAUGGCUUUUCAAUUUCUUCAAAAUUUCGCAUAGGUUCUCUAAAUAGCCCAAAUAUCAAUUUUUGUAAGUCUUUGUUUGAGAUUUUAUACAAAAACCAUGGAUAUUUCCUUAUUACCCUAAGGCAUUAUUCUAAAAUUAUUUGAAAACAAGUCCAUCAAUUUCAAAUUUAUCAAAAUUUCUUUUCAGAUCAUGCGUCAAGGACUUCUCCAUGCCAAUGUAAACGACAUGACAACGCGCCAAGCGGCUCAAGUUGCAGUUGAAGUAGUCCCGAAAUGGGUGGUGAAAUACCGGCAGUUAAACCCCGAAGAAAAGUUCAGACUCAAAUCAGUAGACGCCAAGUUGGUCGAGAUCUUGGAAAGUGAGCGUUGAGGCUUUGAUAUGCGAUUUUUUCGACUUUAUCGGAUACAAUUUGUAAUCUUUUUUUUCAGAUCCUAUCUGGCUUGUUGAAGGUCUUGUUGUGCGUCAACGGCGAGCCGCAUCAGAGGAAUUGGUCCUCAAAUAUCUUCAUUAUUUCCCUUACUAA
Bursaphelenchus xylophilus (pine wood nematode) is the source of this 1429-nucleotide messenger RNA. NCBI's taxonomy places the organism in Eukaryota, Metazoa, Nematoda, Chromadorea, Rhabditida, Aphelenchoididae. The record is from the annotation of a GenBank genome assembly.